Molecule: messenger RNA, 1328 nt
Organism: Galeopterus variegatus (Sunda flying lemur)
Lineage: Eukaryota; Metazoa; Chordata; Mammalia; Dermoptera; Cynocephalidae
Gene: SERTAD2
Product: SERTA domain containing 2
Exons: 2
Coding region: 84-1028 (314 amino acids)
Cellular component (GO): nucleus
Molecular function (GO): transcription regulator activity
Source: RefSeq, a predicted model, not a curated record
UCCGCAUGGAGCGGGAAUAGCUUGAGGAGUGGGCGGAAACCCCUCCUGAUGCGUUAGUUCCCAGGUGGAGCUGCAUGUGAUAUAUGUUGGGUAAAGGAGGAAAACGGAAGUUUGAUGAGCAUGAAGAUGGGCUGGAAGGCAAAAUCGUGUCUCCCUCUGACGGUCCAUCCAAGGUGUCUUACACCUUACAGCGCCAGACUAUCUUCAACAUUUCCCUUAUGAAACUCUAUAACCACAGGCCGCUGACAGAGCCCAGCUUGCAAAAGACUGUUUUGAUUAAUAACAUGUUGAGGCGGAUCCAGGAGGAACUCAAACAGGAAGGCAGCCUGAGGCCCGUGUUCCCCCCCAACUCCCAGGCCACCGACUCUCUGAGCGACAGCUACCGGGAGGCCCCACCCGCCUUCAGCCACCUCACGUCCCCUCCAGCGCACCCCUGCGACCUCGGAAGCACUACACCCCUGGAGGCCUGCCUCACCCCGGCCUCGCUGCUCGAGGACGACGAUGACACUUUUUGCACUUCCCAGGCCGUGCAGCCCGCGGCUCUUACCAAACUCUCACCUCCAGCCCUCCCGCCGGAAAAGGACAGUUUCUCCUCCGCCUUGGACGAGAUCGAGGAGCUCUGUCCCACAUCUACCUCCACCGAGGCCGCAGCAGCAGCGACUGACAGUUCGAAAGGAGUCCCCAGCCAGUCCAGCACCCAGAAACCCGAGGGGCCCCCAGACGGCCGCACGGAUGACUCGAAACUCAUUGACUCUCUGCCUGGGAAUUUUGAAAUAACAACGUCCACAGGGUUCCUGACAGACUUGACCCUGGACGACAUCCUGUUCGCAGACAUUGAUACGUCCAUGUAUGAUUUUGACCCCUGCACAUCCUCGUCAGGGACAGCCUCAAAAAUGGCCCCUGUGUCAGCCGACGACCUCCUCAAGACUCUGGCCCCUUACAGCAGUCAGCCCGUCACCCCCAGUCAGCCUUUCAAAAUGGACCUCACUGAGCUGGACCACAUCAUGGAGGUGCUCGUGGGGUCCUAGACCCACGGACCCUGCGACUCUGCCCCCCGGCCCCUGCAAGCGUGCCCACACCCUGACAACUCUCCGCACUGUGCAUGCAGCCUUGCUUGCCUUUUUCAGAGAAAAAGAAAAAUUUCCAAAAGAAUCACACUAGUUUUUGCUUUGAGCAGAGUUGGAGUGCCUUCAUCCAAGUAUGACCACUUUUAAUACGUUUUUUUUUGAGUGGUUCCUCAGAGACCUACCCUGUAAUAGGAAAGGAUACAUUUGAAGACAAUGUUGCUAUGUUGAAUGACAAAAAUAAACAGUUCAAGUGAAGCACAA